Paramecium sonneborni is the source of this 377-nucleotide messenger RNA. Lineage: Eukaryota; Ciliophora; Oligohymenophorea; Peniculida; Parameciidae. The record is from the annotation of a GenBank genome assembly.
UUUUUAAAUUGAUGAGCUUUUAAGUAUCAACAAUCAUAUGUUUUAGACAACUGAUUCAAAGAAAGAAGAAUUUAGAAAGUAUUUAGAAAAGGCAGGAGUGAUUGAUCAAUUAACAAGAGUAUUAGUUGGAUUAUAUGAAGAGCCUGAAAAACCAAAUAAUGCCAUAGAGUAAAAUCUAAAAUUAAUUUAGCUAUGUAAAAAAGUAUUUAGGAUCUCCAGUUGAUAUUGAUGUGGAUAAAUUGAAAUUAGAAUAUGAAAAAAUGAAAGAUGAAAACAUUAGAUUAAAAAGAGAAAUAGCUGAAUUAAAAAAAGAAGUAAUCAAGUAUAUCAAAAUAUUUAGUUAUAAGCAGCCUAAUAAGAAUAAAAUUGAUGAGUUA